CUUUUUCUACUCAGAAUGGGAGCAGAGAGCCCAGCUUCUUUCCGUCAAAUGGAGAUCUGUACGAGUCUCAGAAGAACUCAAGUAAUGAAGAUACUCUUAGCGCUUGUAAUGCUGGGAUUAAUGAGCUCGAGGGGAGCAGAAUGUAGGAAAAGAAGGGUUUUGGAUUCCUUCGAUUACAGUGCCAUAAGUUGCAGAGCACACAGUGCGUCAUUGACGGAUUUCGGAGGAGUCGGCGACGGAAUAACGUCGAACACCAACGCCUUUCAAUCGGCUAUCAAUAGUCUCAGCCAGUACUCUUCUGAUGGUGGCUCUCAGCUGUUCGUUCCCGAAGGCAAAUGGUUGACGGGAAGUUUCAAUCUCACCAGUCACUUCACUCUCUAUCUCCACAAAGACGCUGUCCUCCUCGCAUCUCAGGACGUGAGCGAAUGGUCUGUGAUCGAUCCUUUGCCAUCGUACGGUAGAGGAAGAGAUGCUGCAGGUGGACGAUAUAUCAGCCUCAUCUUCGGAACAAACCUCACUGACGUCGUAAUUACUGGUGACAACGGUACAAUAGACGGUCAGGGUCAGAUAUGGUGGCAAAAAUUCCACCAGAAGAAGCUGACGUACACUAGGCCCUACCUAAUCGAGAUCAUGCACUCGGAUCAGGUUCAGAUAUCCAAUCUAACGCUCGUCAAUUCUCCAGCCUGGAACGUCCAUCCCGUUUACAGCAGCAACGUUGUAGUGAAAGGAAUUACGAUCACCGCCCCCAUCACCUCACCAAACACGGAUGGAAUCAAUCCAGAUUCUUGCUCGAAUGUGAGGAUAGAAGACUGCUACAUAAUAUCAGGAGAUGACUGUGUAGCCGUAAAGAGCGGUUGGGAUGAAUACGGGAUCGCCUACGGAAUGCCAACCAAGGGACUCAUCAUCAGACGACUCACCUGCAUCUCUCCAUACAGUGCCGUCAUAGCGUUGGGUAGCGAGAUGUCAGGUGGAAUCCAAGACGUCCGUGCAGAGGACAUCGUAGCCAUCAAUUCGGAAUCUGGAGUAAGGAUCAAGACCGCAGUUGGAAGGGGAGGAUACGUGAAGGACAUAUACGUAAAGGGUAUGACGAUGAAAACGAUGAAGUGGGCCCUUUGGAUGACCGGAAACUAUGGGUCCCACCCAGACCCCCACUACGACCCAAAAGCACUUCCAGUGAUACAAGGCAUCAACUACCGUGACAUUGUGGCCGAUAACGUCACCAUGGCCGCACGGCUAGAGGGAAUCUCCGGCGAUCCAUUCACGGGGAUCUGCAUCUCGAACGUUACUAUCAACAAGUCUCCAAAGCCCAAGAAGGUGCAGUGGGUUUGCACCGAUGUGGAUGGAGUUACGAGCGGUGUGGUUCCACAGCCUUGUGCUCCGCUGACAAAGGGAGAUCAGUCGGCGGAAGGGAUCAACUCCUGUGAUUUUCCGACUGAUACGCUUCCCGUCGACAAUAUGGAGUUUAAAACUUGCUCUUAUAGUAGAAGCUACUUAUUAUGAAUCAGAAUUGAAAAUUGAGAGUUGAUACCUUUGCAAUGUAAUGUAAGUGUA
Molecule: messenger RNA, 1551 nt
Organism: Telopea speciosissima
Lineage: Eukaryota; Viridiplantae; Streptophyta; Magnoliopsida; Proteales; Proteaceae
Product: probable polygalacturonase
Exons: 6
Coding region: 16-1500 (494 amino acids)
Biological process (GO): carbohydrate metabolic process
Molecular function (GO): polygalacturonase activity
Source: RefSeq, a predicted model, not a curated record